Messenger RNA from Impatiens glandulifera, 747 nucleotides. RefSeq lists its product as uncharacterized. The record is from RefSeq and is a predicted model, not a curated record. Bases 204 to 527 code for a protein of 107 amino acids. The transcript has 2 exons. NCBI's taxonomy places the organism in Eukaryota, Viridiplantae, Streptophyta, Magnoliopsida, Ericales, Balsaminaceae.
UUCGUGGUGUUGACGGAGAAACUGCGGGGAGAACAAGAGAACAGAACAGAUUAUGAAACAUCUGAUUUAUGAAAUUGAUGUAGGAAUAUGAUCUUUGCUCACUUUUCCAACAACAUUCAAUCAUCAUCAAUAGAUAGAUUCAGGUACAUAUUUAGCAUAGGUAGAUACGAGUAAAAGAGAGACAGACACAAGAGUCGGAAGAUAUGAUAACCCGAUCGAAUCUUGCGGAACAACUUAGAGAAUAUCAGAUUCGAUCCAAACACGAGUUGGCUUCCGUCUCUCUGUUCUCUUCCUCUUCAUCGACCCUCAAUUCUUCAAGGGCGGAUGUAGUGAUCUUCGUGAUAUGGGAACUAGUAAUCUUAGCAUCCUUGGUAUUCUCUGCUGUUUCAUUAUAUUUCAGGCACAUGAAACUAGCAUUUAUCUUAAUUUGUGUGACGUUGCUGUUGCUACUAUGCAUGAAGAUUGCCAAGCAAAUAAGACAGAAUAGGAAAAAGAAACGACGGAUGCUUCUUCCAUUAUCGAUGUAGAACAUGAGUGAAUAACUCAUACUUUUUUCUUUUUUCUUUUUCUCGAACAACCAUUGAGUGAGUAGAUCUUCUAAAUGAUUUAUUUUUUCCCCAUUUGUUUUUGGUAUGUAAUUGUUUCUAAAGCUAACCAAAGAUAUUGAACCUGUUGUAUACUAUGCCUGAGUUCUCCGAUAAACCUUUUGUCGUGUUGAAUGAUUGGCUAUGAGUUUAUGUUUAAGCA